AUUGCUGCCAACUUGCAGUUACAACACUUUUUAACAAAUAUACUGACGACCUUAUAAUAUACCCAAAUAUUAUCUGCCGACUUGCAGCAAAUUACUGACAAAUAAGACACUUUAAAAAGUCAAGAAUUGACAUUUGGUUUCUGAGUUCUAGACCAUAAAUAUGGGUGUGACUAUUGAAGUUUAUCGGGCCAGGAUUGGUUCACAUCACAAUUUUACAGAUUGUCGCAACAGUCUGUGUCGUCUUAAAGGUAUACUUUGGAAUCAAUUACUAUUAAUGUUUUACCUUAAUGUAUUCUGCUUGCCUUAUCUCAAAAGCCAAUUGAAUAAGAGCCAAAAAAACAGUGAAUUAUGCUUAUGGUAUGUUCAAAUGGUAUACUAUAAUAAUGUUUAUGUGCCAUUAUUACUAAGACUUUCAAAUGAUGUGGAGGAAAAUCCAGGUCCUAGGACUAUAAAUGAUAUAGUUGACCCUGCUUGUACAAUCCAUGCUGAUUUUAAUCAAGGUAAUGACUUAAUGUUUGGGGUGAAUGCUGGUAAACAGUGUGUUGCCAUGUCACUAUAUGCAAUUGUUUACAAAGAAAUUAAAUCAGUCAAUAUUUGGGACAAGUCAAUUCUAAACACAAUUUUAAUAAGUGGAAACAGUUUGUAUUGUGUUAUCAGCCGAAGUAUAAAUAAGAGUUAUUUAUUAUUAACUGAUGUCCCUGAGUUUGUAGACAUAGAUAAUCAUACCUUUAAUUUGCAAUACAGUGAUUCCUUUUCAGGAGCAUUAUAUUUGAGUGAAAAUAGUUUUCCAUAUGUGACUCUUGAGCAUGCUUUGAAUGAAGUAUUUUAUUCUUUAAACUAUAAAAGUUGUUUACUUACAAUUGGUAUGAACACUGUGGCAAUCAUGAUGCCUUUUCCUGGUGUGUUUAAAGUGUUUGAUUCUCAUUCUCGAGAUAUGUAUGGUAGACCAUCCGCAUUGCAUUAUUGUGUUUUGAUAUCAGUGGAAGGGAUAGAAAAUCUUGGAGAGUAUUUUCGGUUAACAUCAAGGUGCAAUGAAGCAAAUAUUGUGCCAUUUGAGUUAAAGGGCGUAAAGAAAAGGGUGAGACCAGAUGAGUCCACUCAGCAAAGGGAAGCUAAACUUGCAAAAAAAAGAAAUGUUAAGAAAGUAAGAAGGCAAAAUGAUUCAGCAGAGGAAAAAGAAGCUAGACUUGCAAAAAAUAGAAAUGCUGAGAAAUUAAGAAGACAAAAUGAGUCCGCAGAGGCAAAGGAAGCUAGACUUGCAAAAAUUAGAAAUGCUGUGAAAGUAAGAAGACAAAAUGAGUCAGCAGAGGAAAAGGAAGCUAGGCUUUCAAAAAAUAGAAAUUAUCAGAAAGUAAGAAGACAAAAUGAGUCAGCAGAGGAAAAGGAAGCUAGGCUUUCAAAAAAUAGAAAUUAUCAGAAAGUAAGAAGACAAAAUGAGUCAGCAGAGGAAAAGGAAGCUAGGCUUGCAAAAAAUAAUAAUGCUAAGAAAGCAACAAAACAAAAUGAAACUACUGAGCAAAGGAAUGCAACAAUUGCAAAAGAGAAAGAAAGAAAGAGAGCUUCUAGAAAAAAUACCUGCUUUGAAAAGCAAAAGAAAAGUAAUGAAUCACAUUCAGUUCAAAAUAUUGCAAAUGCUGAGAAUUGUUACUUGCCUAGUGAAGAUACAUUGACACUUGUGAGAAAUUUUCAUAAUUCUGUAUCUACAGGACCUUUGUAUGUUUGCACUUGCUGUGACCAAUUAUGGUAUAAACAUUCUGUUUCUCUGGCAGACAGACUAAGAAUGGUCAAUCCUGAUAUAACUAAGUAUCUACAAAAUAUAAAAAGUGUUGAUAACAUUGAAUGGCUUUGUCAAACUUGUAACAACCAUUUAACGAAAGGCAAAGUCCCCCCUUGUGCAAUUGCUAAUGGCAUGAAAUUUCCAGAAAGACCUUCUUUCUUUGAUCUAAAUGAACUAGAAUGUCGACUUAUUGCUCCUCGGUUGGCAUUUCAAAAGAUUUUUCAGGCCCCAAGAGGUGGCCAACUCAAGAUUACAGGUAAUGUUGUCAAUGUGCCUGCAGAUGUAAACAGCACUGUUAAUGUGCUGCCCAGACUAUCAGAUGAGAUGGGUACUAUUAAAGUUCAACUUAAACGAAGAUUACAAUACAAAAGCUCUGCACUUUCAAUGAAUAUAAGACCUCACAAAGUAAUGCAAGCAACUGCAUGGUUAAUUAACACAAGUACUUUGUAUCAAGAUCAAGGGAUUAUUAUAAACCAGAAUUGGUUGAAAACCUGGAAGAAUGAAUGGAGUGAGGCUGAAGCAGAAAUACCAGCUGGAGUAACUGAUAGUAUGUUGACUCCUCCAGACUUUGUCAGUGAUAGUGAGACAGGAAAUCUAUAA
Dendronephthya gigantea is the source of this 2377-nucleotide messenger RNA. RefSeq lists its product as uncharacterized. The record is from RefSeq and is a predicted model, not a curated record. Bases 161 to 2377 code for a protein of 738 amino acids. Lineage: Eukaryota; Metazoa; Cnidaria; Anthozoa; Malacalcyonacea; Nephtheidae. The transcript is spliced from 3 exons.